Echinops telfairi (small Madagascar hedgehog) is the source of this 1699-nucleotide messenger RNA. It is a transcript of the gene SLA2, whose product is annotated as Src like adaptor 2. The record is from RefSeq and is a predicted model, not a curated record. Gene Ontology annotation, molecular function: protein binding. The transcript has 7 exons. Bases 5 to 850 code for a protein of 281 amino acids. Lineage: Eukaryota; Metazoa; Chordata; Mammalia; Afrosoricida; Tenrecidae.
AAGGAUGGGAAGCCUUCCCAGCAGAGGAAAACAGCUGACACACCCAAGCUCAAGCCCCUCAGCCCAAGGCCAAGGACAUCAACCCAUGCCAGCAGAGAGGAGCAAGGUUACAGCUGUGGCCCUGGGCGCUUUCCCGGUGGGCUUGCAGGCAGAGCUGUCGCUGAGGCUCGGGGAGCCAUUGACUAUUGUCUCUGAGAAUGGAGACUGGUGGACAGUGCUGUCGGAAGUCUCGGGCAGAGAGUACACCAUCCCCAGCACCCACGCGGCCAAAGUCUCCCAUGGGUGGCUGUACGAGGGCUUGAGUCGGGAGAAAGCCGAGGAGCUGCUGCUGCUGCCGGGGAACCCCGGGGGAGCCUUCCUCGUCAGGGAAAGCCAGAGUCGAAGAGGCUGUUAUUCUCUGUCAAUCCGACUCAGCCGCCCCACGUCGUGGGACCGGAUCAAACACUACAGGAUCCGGCGCCUUGACAACGGCUGGCUGUACAUCUCCCCAAGCCUCACCUUCCCCUCACUCCAGGCGCUGGUGGAUCAUUACUCUGAGCUGGCGGAUGACAUCUGUUGCCCCCUGAAUGAGCCAUGUGCCCUGUGGAAGGCUGGCUCAGUUCCUGGCAAGGCCAUACCCCCACCUGUGACUGUGCAGAUGACGCCAUUCAACUGGAAAGAGCUGGAUAGUUCCUUCCUGUUCCAGGCCUCUGCUCCAGAGGAGGCAUCCCUCCUCAGUGAGGGGCUCCGGGAGGCCCUCAGCUCCUACAUCAGCAUGACUGAGGGCCUUUCCUUGGAGGAUGGCAAAGCUCAGAGCAGAAGUCGCAAGGGAAAGGCUACAGAACCUAGCACUCCACUGGACUCAACCUGAUGGGCACUCAGAGGCAAGGCUGUGGACCACUGGGAGGGCUGGGCAAGGAGCUGGAGCUCUAUCUAGGGGCUCUGGGUUCUCUACUUCUUCCUUUGACAUGUUACCUCCUCCCAGUGGCCUGACCCCACCUGCAACCUCUAGUCCAGUUCAGAAAGUGAAUGCAGGGCCAGGACUGAGCACAGCACCCGUGGGACCUGGCCCAGUCACUUCCUCAGUCAGGCUACAUUUGGACACAGGGUAGAGAUGGCUAAGAGAGCUUGGUCAGGUUCAACUGAGAAGCCACAAAGUAAUAAAUCGCCAGUGGGGACUGUCUGGAAAAGGGCUUGAUGGGGCUUGUGAGACCCUCCAUGCCCACCUAACCCCACCCCUAACCACACCUUCAGACCAAGCUCACUGUCAGGCCAACCCUCCUCUAAGUGCUGAGAGGAUGCCUGUGUGCAGAGAUCUUGCUAAAGGUUAUGGGAUAUUUGAGAAUGGUACGUUCCCCUGCCCCCACCAAGGCCAAGGCUGCAGCUAAACGAAGUGGAGUCCUUGCCCUGGUCCCCAUAAAGGAAGGAGCCGUGGCCGAAGUUGCUACGGGAGCAGGAGGAGAAAGGAAGGGAGGGGAGGUGGGCAUCACCUCCAGUGUUCCUACUAGGCUCCGAGGUUUAGCUUGGGGGACGGGGGAGGCAUUUAACAGGUUUUCAAAGAUUUGAUUUAUUCAAGUGUGUGAAAACAUUCUACAAAGGGAACUGUUAAGAUGCUGUUUGUACUUGCUGUGGACCACAUAGACACUGGCUGCCAUGCUGUUUUCAGAAGACUUGAAAUGCCACUAAUCAUAUACGAACUGUACACCCGAUGGAGCACUAG